CGGUUUUUGCUGCCCUCUUGUGACCAUACUUUCGCUAGAAACUUGUUGCGAUACUGCACUGGCCUUGGCUAGCUGACGUUAGCUUUUCCAGCAUCAGUCGUAGCGCAGACAAACUCGUGCUCCGUCCACAUACAAAUGACAGGGACACGGAACUUGGAAUUAUGCGCCUAUAUAGUGACUGAUAUUUGGCUGGCUAAUGUUAGUUCUUCCUAUCAGUAUCACCAACACUCUGUGAAACCAUCUUUGAUCUGAAAAGCGCAGCGACUAACUCUGGGCUAUGGAUCCUGGACGACAGAAGCGGAGAGAGGAGAUCCAGAAAGCAAUGAGCUUUAUCCAGUCAUCAUUGCCUUUCCCAGAGCCUGAGAGUUAUGAGGCAUUUCUGACCCAGUUAGUGUGUAACUUGCUGGACGAGGGCAAUGCUUGCUUUCGAGAUGGGGACUGGUGCCAGGCAACCCAGCAGUAUGGGGAGGGGAUCAGCGUUGCCCGCUAUGCUCAGGCUGAGGCCCUCGUCAUCCCUUAUGAGCUGCUGGAGAGUCUCUACGUCAACAGGGCUGCUGGCUACUAUCAGAUGAGGGAGUAUGAGCGUGGUGUUCAGGAUUGCGAUAGUGCACUGUGUGUGUCAGAAGGCAGUCGCAGGGCUUUGUAUCGGAAAGCGCUCUGUCUGAGGGAGUUGGGACGACUCAGAGAGGCCUAUGAGUGUGGAACCAAGUGUCUCCUCACAGCACCACACGACCGUCAGGUGAGCGACCUGGCGCAGGAUCUUGCCAAUAAACUGGGUUUAAAGGGCCGUAAGGCUUAUGUAAGCUCUCAGACAGAGUGCACAGCCACAGAGGGGGAGAGUCAUGGGGAGACUUCUCCACCCACAGGAGAAAUGUCAUCCAAUGGACUGGAAUCUCUGGGUGAUAUUGGACCAGGNNNCCUGUCUAGUGCACAGUGCAUCCCUGCUCCGUUGGCCACACCCAUCCCAGUUAGCGAUGAACCGGCAACCCCUGUAGUGACCCCAUGCACUGACCUGUCGGAGAGCCCAAGCAGCCAGGCAUUGCCUCCCAUGCCCUACUCUGUUCCGGUGUCUGAGCACAUGGAUGAUUGCAGCAGUGUUGUCAUCAAGGACGAGCUAGACAGUCUUCUGGAAUGCAUCCCCAAGAAAGUUAGUGAGGUCGGUGUGAAACAGACACAGAUGACAAGAAAUUAACUAAAUCCAGUCCAGGGUGCUAUCCCCACCAACCUUCCCAACACGGCAGUUGGUCUCCGGCCUCCUUACUCGCCUAAUCUUCCAGCUCCGUCAUCUCAGCUUCCCCCAGCCUUCUUCAGCUCCUCCCUUAAUGAUUUGCCCCCCCUGGAGCCUUACCCUCCAUUGGCCCAGCGGGACCAGGGCUCCACCCAGGCGCAGGACGUACUGGGGGGCUUCUCCACGGGGGCGACAGAUGGAGAAGGGAAGGCAGGAGUCGCUGCUGGUGGGCUAGACUCGUUGUCUGAAUACACCCUCCCUGGUGAGCUAAAAUCCAUCACAUCUUCUUAUACUUUUCUUCAGAACGGUCCAGCAGGAACCAACUUGUCUCUGCUCUCCAGGAAUCCUCUGGCGGCCACACAUGAGUUUCGGCAGGCCUGUCAUGCCUGUUACAGUCGAAUAGGUCCUCGAGUGAUGGACUACAAGUACCAGCCAGAGGCAGCACAUCGCUGCAAGAGAGAUGUGCUGCUAUGUCGCCUCAAAAACACAGAUGACCCCACCUGGAAGAGGAUCCGGCCUCGGCCUGCACGGAACAACUUCCUGGGGGCAUUUGUACUCUGUAAAGAGGUACAAGAGCGUCAGGAGUGCCAGUAUGGGGAGAACUGUACGUUUGCUUACUGCCAGGAGGAGAUUGAUGUGUGGACCCAAGAGAGGAAGGGUGCGCUGAGCCGAGAGCUGCUGUUUGAUCCACUGGGCAGCACAGAGAGACGGGCACUCAGCGUCACCAGACUGCUACAGCUCCAUAUGGGCAUGUUUAUGUUCCUCUGUGAGGAAUGUUUUGACAGUAAGCCUCGCAUCAUCAGCAAACGCAGCAAAGAAAAUUUAGCAGUCUGCUCAAACCUCACAGCUCGACACCCGUUCGAUGAUAACAAGUGCCUGGUACAUGUGGUGAGGUCAGCCAACGUGCGCUACAGUAAGGUGCGUCCCUUGCACCCCCUCUGUCAGUUUGAUGUGUGUCGUCACGAGGUUCGCUACGGCUGCCAGCGUGAGGACAGCUGCUCUUUCGCACACUCUGUUAUUGAGCUCAAAUGCUGGGUCCUACAGCAGGACACCGGUAUCACCCAUGAGGAGAUGGUGCAGGAGUCCAAAAGGCACUGGCAAAGGCUGGAGCAGAAUGCGCAGAAGCAGCAGAAGCCGAUCCAUAUCCCUCAUCCGAGCAGCAGUUUACCUGCAGGAGGAGUAGGGGGGAUGGCAGGUGGGGGCGGAGGAGUCGGGGUAGAUGGCCUAGGUGGUGGCAGUGUGAGCCCAGUGGGAGGAUUGGGAGCAGUAGCGGGAAGGGGACGACCUUUUAACCUGAAAAUGAAGUUUGUGUGUGGCCAGUGCUGGAGAGAAGGACAGGUCAACGAGCCCGACAAAAACCUCAAGUACUGCACUGCCAAAGCACGGCACAGCUGGACGAAGGAGCGUCGAGUUCUCUUGGUGAAGUCUUUCGAGAAGAAGAAGUGGGUUGUAGUUCGCCCUCUGCCCUUCUCCCGCACCUAUCCACAGCAAUAUGAUAUGUGUGUGCAUGUGAUGAAGCAGAAG
Messenger RNA from Monopterus albus (swamp eel), 2752 nucleotides. RefSeq names its product zinc finger CCCH domain-containing protein 7B-like. The annotation marks the transcript as partial. Gene Ontology annotation, molecular function: metal ion binding; protein binding; miRNA binding. Gene Ontology annotation, biological process: miRNA processing. The record is from RefSeq and is a predicted model, not a curated record. NCBI's taxonomy places the organism in Eukaryota, Metazoa, Chordata, Actinopteri, Synbranchiformes, Synbranchidae. The transcript is spliced from 18 exons.